AUGGCAGGACUGUCAAUUCAAAUGGCAAUGAUGCCAGAAAGCGAAGAUGAUAAAAGUGUUAUUCAAAUUAACAAGUCUGACAUGCCACGCGGCCACAAAUUCAAGUUUUCUCCAGAAGAAGAUGAAACCCUUAAAAAAUUGGUUCAAACUCACGGCACAAAUAAAUGGUCCCUCAUCUCAAAGCUGUUGAAAUGCAGGACAGCAAGGCAGUGCCGUGAUAGAUGGAAUCACUACUUAUCUAACAAUUCAGAACAAAUUCCUUGGACUGAAAACGAAGAUGCAAAAUUACUUAGGCUUCAUAACGAAAUCGGUCCUAAAUGGACAAUUAUCGCAACUUAUUUCGAAGGACGCAAUUCGGUUACAAUCCGUAACAGAUGCUGCCGUUUGAUCCGUAGAAUGAACUCAAAGAAAAACAAAAAGCAUAUUGAAGCAUCAAACUCGUCAUCCGAUGAGUCUCCGAUGCCUCCAACAAUGAAUGCAAGAAUUAUUCUUCCGUCGUGCAGUUUACUCCCAUUCCCAUGGAUGUAA
Molecule: messenger RNA, 528 nt
Organism: Trichomonas vaginalis G3
Lineage: Eukaryota; Parabasalia; Trichomonadida; Trichomonadidae
Product: RNA polymerase II transcription regulator recruiting protein
Exons: 1
Coding region: 1-528 (175 amino acids)
Biological process (GO): regulation of DNA-templated transcription
Cellular component (GO): nucleus
Molecular function (GO): DNA-binding transcription factor activity, RNA polymerase II-specific; RNA polymerase II cis-regulatory region sequence-specific DNA binding
Source: RefSeq, a predicted model, not a curated record